UCAAACAUACAUAUCGAAGUAAAAAAAAAUCGUUAUACAGUAUUUUGUUGAUUAUUUUCGUCUACGUUCAUUUAACUUGACCUCCAUAUAUUAGUUUAUGCUCAAAUACCACCUAUACAUUCGGUUCCGCUAACUUUGUAGGUAUUGAAGAGCAAAUUAAAUUUUCAUUUGAUACGGACAGUUUCAAACCCAGUCACUCCAAUAACCAGCUUAUAUACCGCGUACUAGAAGAACAAGAGUCAGUCGGAAUCCAAUAACCACAUAUACACAGCAUGGGUUUGUUUAGUGCAAAAUGUGUGUCAAAGGCCCGUUUAGAAGGUAAAACCGCGGUCGUAACUGGCGCGAAUACCGGAAUCGGAAAAGAAACAGCAAAAGAUUUUUUUAAACGAGGGGCUCGAGUGAUCGUCGCUUGCAGAAAUUUAGACACUGCAAACGCAGCAGUCGAAGAGAUCAAAAAACAAUGCUCCAAUGAUGAACAACUGGGUCAAUUACAAGUCGCAAAAUUAGAUUUGAGUAGUUUGAGUUCAGUUCGACUUUUUGCGAAGGCGCUCCUGGAAUCCGAAAAUAGAAUCGACUUGCUAGUAAACAACGCAGGAGUUAUGAUGUGUCCCAGAAGUAGGACGGAGGAUGGUUUUGAGAUGCAACUGGGAACAAACCACUUAGGGCACUUUUUACUAACUAUGUUGCUACUGCCCAAAAUAUGCGAAAGUACCCCCGCAAGGAUCGUAAAUGUGGCGUCCUCUAUGCAUAUGUUCGGGCACAUCGAUUUUGAUGAUUUACACUGGGACAAACGCAGAUAUAGCGCUAAGGGAGCAUAUUCGCAAAGUAAACUAGCGAACAUCUUAUUCACUGCAGAAUUGGCAAGAAAAUUAGACGAGGCUAACGUGAAAGGAGUGACGGUGUAUUCUUUGCAUCCCGGUGCUAUUGCCACCGAGUUAGGUCGUCAUUUGGACGUUGUUUAUUUUCCGGGGCUUCGAUGGAUGUUCCGAAAUAUCUUUAAGUUUUUUCUAAAAACACCUGAGCAAGGUGCCCAAACGACGAUUUACUGCUCGGUUGAUGAAAAAUGUGCUAACGAAACAGGACUGUAUUAUUCAGAAUGUGCAGUAGCUAGCGUGUUCCAACAUGCGAAAAACGUCAAAGAUGCUGAGCGGCUUUGGAAAGCGAGCUUAACGCUUGUAGGACUUGGGGAAGAUUAUAAUCCGUUUGAAGCGAUCCAUUAGGGUGGAAUUUAUUACGUAUGGUGUAUUUCAGCAUAUUCAAAUAAAGGUUGUGUGUGUUA
Molecule: messenger RNA, 1279 nt
Organism: Zophobas morio
Lineage: Eukaryota; Metazoa; Arthropoda; Insecta; Coleoptera; Tenebrionidae
Product: retinol dehydrogenase 11-like
Exons: 4
Coding region: 273-1220 (315 amino acids)
Source: RefSeq, a predicted model, not a curated record